This is a messenger RNA of Aspergillus wentii DTO 134E9, 1856 nucleotides long. RefSeq names its product bifunctional AAA family ATPase chaperone/translocase BCS1. Gene Ontology annotation, molecular function: ATP hydrolysis activity; ATP binding. Gene Ontology annotation, biological process: protein insertion into mitochondrial inner membrane from matrix; mitochondrial respiratory chain complex III assembly. The record is from RefSeq and is a predicted model, not a curated record. Bases 55 to 1551 code for a protein of 498 amino acids. The transcript is spliced from 2 exons. Gene Ontology annotation, cellular component: mitochondrial inner membrane. Lineage: Eukaryota; Fungi; Ascomycota; Eurotiomycetes; Eurotiales; Aspergillaceae.
UCACAACCAUCACCUUCGAUUGAUCAUCCGGAAUUGAUCGUUCCUCCAGCUGGGAUGGAACCGAAUGGAUCCUCCACUGCUGCAGGGUUGCCCUCUCCAGGGGAUCUGAUCCUGCAACAGAGGAAAGAUGCCCUCCAGGCGGCGGGGACACAGGCCGCGGGAGAUGGGAGCUUGUGGUCGCAGCUUUCCAACAAUCCAUUCUUCACGGCGGGAUUCGGUCUCGCAGGUCUCGGAGCGGGCCUCAGUUUCGCCCAGAAAGGCUUUCGACAUGGCGCCGCCCUCCUUCGCCGACGUAUGCUGGUAGACGUCGAGAUCAGCAUCAAGGACGACUCAUACCCAUGGUUCCUUCACUGGAUGACGCUCUAUCAGCAAUCGCAGCUCAAUACUGCUCGUUCUGCCACCAGCAGGACUGGCUUUAUGGAAUCUCUCCUCCAACGAAUGACGCCCGGCAUGCGCCAUCUUUCCAUACAGACACAGAAAGUUGAACACGCCAAUGGCGCGAUGCAUACACACUUCGCCCUCGUCCCUGGUCCCGGGAAGCAUAUUCUUCGUUAUAAGAAUGCGUUCAUCUUCGUCAACCGUAUGCGCGAGUCCAAGUCGCAGGAUUUACAAACUGGCCGUCCUUGGGAAACAAUAACCCUCACUACACUCUACUCUCAUCGGCAUAUAUUCGAGGAGCUCUUUACGGAAGCACACGCAUACGCUGCUCGGUCGCAGGAAGGGAAGACAACCAUCUACAAUAGCUGGGGAACAGAAUGGAGACCGUUUGGACACCCGCGGAGAAAGCGGCCUUUGGAAUCGGUCAUCCUUGAUGAAGGCGUAAAGGAACGUAUUGUGGCGGAUGUCCAAGAUUUUGUGGGAAGUGGGAAGUGGUACUACGAUCGUGGAAUUCCCUACCGACGGGGAUAUCUGCUUUACGGGCCGCCCGGCACUGGGAAAAGUUCGUUUAUCCAGGCAUUGGCGGGCGAGUUGGACUAUGAUAUUGCCAUUCUCAAUCUCAGUGAGCGGGGUCUGACUGACGACCGAUUGAAUCACCUCCUGACUAUUGUCCCGAACCGCACCCUCGUUCUGCUAGAGGAUGUUGAUGCCGCGUUCUCAAACCGUCGCACCCAGACCGAUUCGGACGGGUAUCGCGGCGCUAACGUGACCUUCUCCGGACUGCUGAACGCCCUGGACGGAGUUGCGAGUGCAGAGGAACGAAUUCUGUUCCUUACCACUAAUCACGUCGAACGCCUGGAUGAAGCCCUGGUUCGGCCCGGUCGGGUCGACAUGACAGUUCGUUUGGGCGAGGUCAGCCGCUACCAGGUCGGAUGUCUCUGGGAUCGGUUCUAUGGAGAAAUCGAUACCACAGGCUCUCACCGACGCAUCUUGCUUGAUCGACUGCACGAGCUGGGCUUGAUCGAGAAUGAGAACGGCGAGAAGGCUGACCGGACGAAGAAUAUCAGCGCUGCAGCGCUGCAGGGCCUGUUUUUGUAUAACAAGGAAAACAUGGAGGGGGCCAUUGCAAUGGCCGAAGCCCUCACUUAUUCGGUGCAUGAUGAGGUGGACUGAUCUGUACUAAGACAUGUAAAUAUAACCAUCAUUUCAGGUGUAUGUAUGAAUAUUGAACAGCUAGACGAGAAACAUAAACAAUACCCGUACUGUUUGUCUGCAGUGUACCUCCUGACUCCAACCUCCAACGUUUUGCAAAUCCCCCGCAAUUCUCUCCGCUGUAUCCAUCUUAUCCACAACUUUCAUCACAACGACUACAGAGUAAUUAUGAUGGAUACGAUAUUCUCGUAUCCAUUAGCUUCAUUCAAGCGAUGCCUGCAACUAUGAAUAAACCCUAAAGUGUGACAUUGGACAGAAUGUAUCUG